CGCACCCAAUGAAGCUAGUGGCUAAAUUUGUGUCUUAAGUAUUAAACAGGAGGUGCACGUAGUGAUAGCCUCUUCCUGCUGCUGACUUGAGCUGAAGACGUCCCAUGUCCCACCGCAAAUUCUCUGCUCCUAGGCAUGGCCACUUGGGCUUCCUUCCUCACAAGAGAAGCCGUCGCCACCGAGGGAAGGUGAAGACGUGGCCUAAGGAUGACCCCAGCAAACCAAUCCAUCUGACAGCUUUCAUGGGCUACAAAGCUGGCAUGACACACACACUGCGGGAGGUGCACAGGCCUGGACUCAGGAUCUCCAAGAGGGAGGAGGUGGAGGCUGUGACCAUCAUUGAGACCCCACCAAUGGUGGUGGUGGGAGUUGUGGGAUACAUAGAUACACCAAAGGGCUUGAGGAAUUUCAAGACUGUUUUUGCUGAGCACAUCAGUGAUGAGUGCAGACGACGUUUCUAUAAGAACUGGCACAAGAGCAAGAAGAAGGCUUUCACCAAGUACUGCAAAAAAUGGCAGGAUGAGGAUGGCAAGAAGCAGCUGGAGAAAGACUUUGCAGCUAUGAAAAAGUACUGCAAGGUCAUUCGUGUCAUCAUGCACACACAGAUGAAGCUGCUUCCACUGAGGCAAAAGAAAGCUCAUGUGAUGGAGAUUCAGCUGAAUGGUGGGACAGUGGCUGAGAAGAUUGAUUGGGUCCGUGAGAGGUUGGAGAAGCAGAUCUCUGUGCACAGCGUCUUCAGCCAGAACGAGAUGAUUGAUGUCAUUGGUGUGACCAAGGGGCAUGGGAUGAAAGGGGUGACAAGCCGUUGGCACUCCAAGAAGCUCCCCAGGAAGACACACAAGGGCUUGCGCAAAGUUGCCUGCAUUGGAGCCUGGCACCCAGCCCGGGUCGGCUACUCCGUUGCUCGUGCUGGCCAGAAGGGCUACCACCACCGCACAGAGCUCAACAAGAAGAUUUUCCGCAUUGGCCGUGGAAUCCACGUGGAAGAUGGCAAAGUGGUGAAGAACAAUGCCUCAACAAAUUAUGAUGUCACGGAGAAGAGCAUUACACCUCUGGGUGGCUUUCCUCACUAUGGGGAGGUAAACAAUGACUUCCUAAUGCUGAAGGGCUGUGUCGUGGGCCCGAAGAAGCGUGUGCUCACUCUGAGGAAGUCCCUUCUGGUGCAUACACGCCGUCGAGCUCAUGAAGCCAUUGAACUCAAAUUCAUUGAUACCACUUCCAAGUUUGGCCACGGCUGCUUCCAGACAGCUCAGGAGAAGCGUGCAUUCAUGGGCCCUCAGAAAAAACACUUGGUGAAAGUGAAGCCAGGUGCGCAAGAAGAGCUGUAAGGGAUGAGAUGCACAAGGCUUCCUAAUUGGACAAACUUCAAUAAAGAGUCUUCAAGCUGUG
This is a messenger RNA of Meleagris gallopavo (turkey), 1389 nucleotides long. Lineage: Eukaryota; Metazoa; Chordata; Aves; Galliformes; Phasianidae. The record is from RefSeq and is a predicted model, not a curated record.